Molecule: messenger RNA, 2348 nt
Organism: Sphaerulina musiva SO2202
Lineage: Eukaryota; Fungi; Ascomycota; Dothideomycetes; Mycosphaerellales; Mycosphaerellaceae
Exons: 5
Coding region: 27-1961 (644 amino acids)
Biological process (GO): kinetochore assembly; attachment of mitotic spindle microtubules to kinetochore; spindle attachment to meiosis I kinetochore
Cellular component (GO): kinetochore
Molecular function (GO): centromeric DNA binding
Source: RefSeq, a predicted model, not a curated record
GGAAAGAAAAUCGACCGCCGCGCGGUAUGGCGUCUGCUGCGAACAACGCGACGCCGGGACGACGCAAGAAGACUGGACAACAAUACUUUGAUGUGGGCAAGGUCGGACGCAAGACUGGAAUCACUCUGCAAGACACUGGCAUUCGCGAUGAACACGGACUCGAGCCCGUUUCUGGCAUCUUCUCUUCGCCCAUUUCGCCUGAACAGAAUGGCGACAGGACGCUCACGAGCGAGACUAUGGAAGUGCAGGAUAGUUCAGCGCCCGAUGUGACCACUACUCUAGGGCAUCGCAAAACACCGCGACUGCCGCCUGCACGACAAUCACCGCUCAAGCGCACCAGUAUAGGAGGCUCGCCCAAGCGGAUGAGUUCAGUACGGCCUCAGUCGCGGCCUGCCAUAUCUGAGGAGCCGGCGAGCUCUCCGCGUGGGCAUAGCGAGCCUGCGGUGAACCGCAAGCUGCAAUUCGAAACGCUCAAUCGAAAUCGCAAAUCGCUUCGCGUCGUGGACUCACAGAGUCCCUUCAAGCCAAAGCACAAACUUCGGAGAUCUACUGGACCUGAGAGGCCGGAUGUGUACGACUACGAGGAGGACGAUUACGGUGCACAAGCGUCUUCCUACGAUCAGACGAACGGAAUCGUCGAGGAGGAGGAGGAGGAGGGCGUGGAGCAGUCAAUCGAGGGCGAUGAUCAGCCUCUGAUGAUAGGUGACGAACCUCGAGAAGUGGAACAGACCACACUCAGCGUCCGUGAAGCUGAAGCUCCUGCCAAACGGAGGCGCGGGCGACCUCGAAAGUCGGACGUGUCGAACACGAGCCAGGUCCAUAUAUCGCCGGAGGCUUCAUCUUCUGGCACGAAACGAGCAAGGACUAGUCUCCACGAUAGUCAAAUUGAAGCUGAUGAACAAGAGCGUCCAUCGAAAAAGUCCCGGCCCUCCAAUUCUUCUGCGCGAUACGAUCAAGGCGAAGAAGUAGAGGCUGGAGCAUCUUCAGUGAAUGUUGAAAACGAGAAUCUCACGAAUGUCGACGAUGUAGAUGGACAUCAGCCGUUUCUGGAUUCGCAAUUGGAGGCCCAGGCAGAUGCAGAGGAGCAGGUGGAGGUUCCGAAAAGGGGCAGAGGCAGGCCUAAAGGGAAGAAAGCAAAAGCUGCUGUUCUGAAGGAAAGCGAUGCUAAUCGCAACGUGAAACCCAGAGGUAGUCCAGUGAAGCCGAGCGGCUCGCCUAUCAAGGGACGAGGCGCAAGUAUGGGACCUGUUAGCAACGUGAACCUGCGAGCAGUCACUCCUGCUGCUGACGCUCAAGAGCAUACAUCUCGUGCCGGGAGGAAUCUGAUUAACCCGCUCAAAUUCUGGGAGAACGAGGGACGCAUAUGGAGGAACGGCGAAAUCGAGGGCAUCAUUCGUGCCGAGCCUGUGGAACAAUCUAGAGCACGAACGAAACGGCGGAAAAAGAGCCGUAAGAACGGAAACCGCCUCCGUGACAUUACCGAAGAGAGUGAGACCGAAUCCACCAUGCCUGAUGAGUGGGAAGAACAAGCUGGCGUCAUCGCCGGUAACGUGGCGAGCUGGGACCCAGUAAUGAAGGAAGGAGAUCCAGAGAAUCCCAGGGAAGAAGAUCUUGCGUUCGCCGCGUCUUCAAUCGUCACUCGAGACGUUGCUGGCUCUGAUUUCAAGUACGCCAAGGUCAUGACGCUCCCCUUCUUUGGAGCUGGCUUUGUAGAUCUACCCCCUGAGGGCUUCAAGCGUGCGAAGAACAGUCGAAAAAUGCAGAUGAUCUUCUUCGUGCACGAGGGGAAAGUCAUGGUCGAGAUUGGCGCUACUGGUAUGGAAGUCAAUCAAUUCGCACUCAGCAAAGGUGGCUGUUGGGUGGUUCCUAGAGGCAAUAACUAUGCUAUCACCAACGAAAGUCGAACCAAGAAUGCACGCAUAUUCUUUGCGCAGGGAUCUGAGGUCGAAAGCAGCGGGUGAUGCGUUGGCUUUUUUUGAUACGCAUUGAUUGUUGGCGCUACAGCAACCAUUUUGCGAAUCCGGAAUCGAGCCAACAUUCGCAGAUGGUUUCUCCGGUGGGUGGCAGGCAGAUGCAGCUCGAUUAUGGUCGUGAAUAAUGAGGGCGCCGCAUUGACAGAGUCAAUCAUGAGCGCCAUCGUGGCUAGCAUUGGAGACAGGCUGGCAUGCACGACAGGAGCGCCAUGUAUAACGCUUUGGGAGAGAAAAGAACGAAAUAACGUGGCGGCCGCGCGUGAUGUAUGCGGACUUGACCCGUGAGAGGACUGAGGGAGAGAUGAUGACUUGGGUCUUUGGAUCGAGACUCUUGUGAGAUACCCAGUUACAGCACGAUUUUUUCUUCUACGGCAG